Molecule: messenger RNA, 462 nt
Organism: Laccaria bicolor S238N-H82
Lineage: Eukaryota; Fungi; Basidiomycota; Agaricomycetes; Agaricales; Hydnangiaceae
Exons: 3
Coding region: 1-462 (153 amino acids)
Cellular component (GO): mitochondrion
Source: RefSeq, a predicted model, not a curated record
AUGUCGCUCUCCUUGGUCGCGAAAAGAACGGUGGCGACAUGCUCUCGUUUAGCAGCCCUCCCAGCUCAACGUCGUCGUCCCUUUUCAACCCAUCACCACCAGGAAGAUCAUGACACCACUGCUUAUCCUCAGGAGGGUUUUGGAAGCCCCUUUUGGCGCAACAUUGUUUUAUUUUCCUUGCUGGGUGUUGCAGGGUAUAAAUACUUGCCCGAACGUGCAGAGGAUGUCUACUUGACAAGGUGGAUCGCGAUGUACACUUCGCCAUCUGAACAUUGGCUGGACGUGAAUACAAAACACACCGCGCAGCAGUUGGAAGUUUCAAAAGAGGGAGUGCUUAUGAGAGACGCAAAAAAGCUACCAGUGCAUCGAUACCGAUACCCGCAGGCAUUGGACCAGUCUUCGCCUUUUCUGAACGCUGUUGGUAUGGGGGUGGAUGUGAAGGGUGUUGUUGCCAAGGUGUAG